Messenger RNA from Bipolaris maydis ATCC 48331, 261 nucleotides. The record is from RefSeq and is a predicted model, not a curated record. Lineage: Eukaryota; Fungi; Ascomycota; Dothideomycetes; Pleosporales; Pleosporaceae.
AUGGCACCUUCUCCCAGAGGAGGUAAGGAAGGAGCCGAUUCGGGUGCCCUCGCCCCAGUUCUACCAUUCCGACUGCUGCAACAACAUCGUUCUUCUGUCAGCCCCAAAAUGCUGACCCCAUGCCUGAUAUCUUCUACCCGUAAAAACAAGGAAGCCGCGAGAAUACAAAAUGAAGCGAGACGAGUGAAGGUGCGGGAAAAAGACAAGCUUGAAAGAUGCUGUGCCAGGAAUGCGCGCGCCGAAUCAGAACGUGGACGAUGA